Messenger RNA from Dinoponera quadriceps, 7531 nucleotides. RefSeq lists its product as uncharacterized. Lineage: Eukaryota; Metazoa; Arthropoda; Insecta; Hymenoptera; Formicidae. Gene Ontology annotation, cellular component: cytoskeleton; plasma membrane. The coding region runs from base 654 to 6509 and encodes 1951 amino acids. The record is from RefSeq and is a predicted model, not a curated record. Gene Ontology annotation, molecular function: structural molecule activity; actin binding. The transcript is spliced from 15 exons.
GUAGCGAGUGGUGUGUGUGCCGUGGUGGUAUUCGUGCAGUGACUGUUGUUGCUGCGAUUUUCCGCGUCGCGAUCGAGUACGAGGAGGGGACGAAGAAUCCGGUUUGCUGAGUCGGGGCGGCGGCCGUGUCGCGCGUUUCAACACGAAACUUAUCUCCGUCGCUCUCUUUUCACGGGCUUGCCGCCGCGCGAGUGCCGCCGCGCUUCGUCGACGGACUAUUUGAAGAUGGCGCGGGUAAUAAGGGCCGUGGCCGCGUUCGGCGUCGUCCCGUGAUCCCGUGUGCGGCGGGGUGGCCGCGUCUCCACGGAAUUCGAACGGCAGUUGUUUACGUGCCUGCGCGCGCGCGAGACUCGAUUCACCUUGUUCGGUCGGUCCCGUCUGCUCUCGUCUCUCUCUCGGUGCAGUUGAUUAUACAGACAGUGCUCGUGCGUCGUUCUCGCGACCCGGACUCGACGGAAACAAGGGAGAAUCGGCGAACAGGAGGAGGAAGCGAACGGACGGUUGUCGCGGAGACCAAGCCCUGUUCGGCCCUGAUCGCCCGUGUCAUUGUUCGCCGUAAGCGGCGGCUCUACCGCAUUGGUGCUGCGUGUGCUGCGGACAGAAGCUGCGUCUUCGCGUUUUUGUACAGGUUCACGCGCGAAUAAAGCGGUAACAUGCCGGAGGAGCAGAAAACCGCUGGUGCUCCAGCAGAGGCAACGGCGGAGAAUGGGACCGGGACGAAUUCGCCCACGAAGAGUCCAGUUAGCAAGGGGAAGAUGGCUCUCGCCAAGGUUACCCUCCUCGACGGUACCGUUAAGGAUUAUUACAUCGACAGGAAGGCGAGAGGCCAAGAACUUCUCGACAUGAUCUGUCAGAGCAUGAAUCUGCUGGAGAAGGACUACUUCGGUCUCAUCUACGAGGACAGGCACGACCCUCGCAAUUGGCUGGAUCUGCACAAGAAGAUCGCGAAAUUCGUGAAAAACGAGCCGUGGAAGUUUAACUUCGAGGUGAAGUUCUAUCCACCGGACCCGGCGCAGCUGCAGGAGGACAUCACGCGUUAUCAGCUGUGCCUGCAGAUCAGAAACGACAUUAUCACCGGCCGCUUGCUCUGCUCCUUCGUGACGCACGCUCUCUUGGGCUCUUACCUGGUGCAGUCGGAGGUCGGGGAUUACGACCCCGAGGAACAUGGGAGAACGUACCUGAAGGACUUCAAGUUCGCGCCUAACCAAACGCCCGAGCUCGUCGAGAAAGUGAUGGACCUUCACAAAACGCACAAAGGUCAGACACCCGCCGAGGCGGAACUGCAUUAUCUCGAGAACGCGAAGAAACUGGCCAUGUACGGCGUGGAUCUUCACCCCGCGAAGGACUCGGAAGGCGUCGACAUAAUGUUAGGUGUGUGCGCCUCGGGCCUCCUCGUCUACAGGGAUCGCUUGAGAAUCAAUAGGUUCGCCUGGCCGAAGAUACUGAAGAUCUCCUACAAGAGACACAACUUCUACAUCAAGAUCAGACCGGGUGACUUCGAGCAGUUUGAAUCCACGAUCGGAUUCAAGCUGGCCAAUUACAGAGCAGCGAAGAAAUUGUGGAAAGUGUCGGUGGAGCAUCACACUUUCUUCAGACUUAUGAGUCCGGAGCCUGUGAAGAAGGUAGGAUUGAUUCCGCAUCUGGGAUCUCGUUUCCGAUAUUCUGGAAGGACUCACUACGAGACGAAAAAGACUCCUAUCGACAGGCAACCUCCGCAAUUCGAGAGGUCCUUGAGCGGCCGACGACUUGCCUCCAGAAGCAUGGAUGCGUUAGGUGGGCCUAAACCAGUCGAAACGUAUGGUUCAGAACCGAGCAAACGACACACCAUGAGUUAUGAGCCUGAAAUGCUUCCCGACGAUAUAGAGCAUAUAGACCGACGGCCUAGUCCAAUCAAGAAACAGAAAGAGAAGCUCACACGAAAAACAAGUGCUGGAACAACAUCAGCCAGCAGCACCAGUAGCCUGGAGGGGGAGUACGAUGCGGAUCGCGGGAGAAAGAAACCGGUCGGAGGAAUCGCUGUCCUACCGCCCGGUGGUCUGUCAAAGAAGAAGAAGGAUAAACAGAAUGAGAAUGAGAAGGAGAAUCAUAAUGAUCUGAAUAAUUCCGAUCUGAUUAAUGACAAUGCUCGUCUCGACAACAUCGACGACAAGUCGUUGUCGAAAAAAGAAAUGAAAAAGAAGGACAAGGAGACGCCGGAAAAGACGGACAAGGAAAAGAGGGAGAAAAUCAAGAGUCCCGUCGUCGGCGGUUUCCUGUUCUCCAAGAAGGACAAGGAUAAGAAACAGAAAAAGAACAAGGAGCCAGACGAGUCGGUGGAGAAGAUCGACGCGGAGUCGAACCUCUCCACGCUGGAGAAGCAAGGAAAGGAGCCGGAGAAGAGAACAACAGCGGACACGGAGAAGGCGCAAGAGCCCGUGGCGAUUCCGCCGCAGCUGCCGGUCUACACGAAGCCUUACGACUACGAGGAAACGGAGACAUCGCCCACGAAGAAGCCGUACACCCCGCACGGAUUCUCGUACGAGGACAGGCCGGCGUCGCCGGGAGUGCAAGACAAACAAUCGCCCACCUCGGCCAGUCGAAUGGCCACCGGAUUGGCCUUCAACUACGCCCCGGGCGAGGAGAAGAAAGUCGCCGAAUCCGCGGAGAAGAGGAAGAUCAAGGAAGCGGAUAAGCAGCCGCCGCCGCUGGCGGCAGGCUGGAAGACCCCGGGGCUCAACUACGUGGAGUCCGCCGGCAUGAAGGAGCAGCAGAAGAGUACCGCUCAGCCGGACGUCGACCCUACGACAGCCUUCAUCGCCGGAGAACGCGAACACGCGGUCGAGGACGCCGCCAGCCAGGCGAUGACGUUUCCGCCGGUGGAGCCCAAACCGGACUACCACAUCUUGCCCUUGCCCGACGGUUCGAUGGUAAUCGCCGGUGUGAUUCAUACCAAAGAAGGCAGGCCGUUAGAUCAGAGCCACCUCGGACCGGACGGUAGCAGGGUGAUGGACGGCAAGGUCUGCGGGAAGGACGGUAAACCGUUGAAAAAGGCCGAACUCGGGCCGCACGGGGUGUACAUUAACAACGGCGUGAUCAGCAAGAAGGACGGCAAACCUCACCAACAGCAGGUGCUCGGCACCGACGGGAAUUCCAUCAAGAACGGCCUGAUCUGCUCGGCCAACGGCGAAGUUGUGAAGCAGUCUCUCCUGGGGCCCGAUCACGCGAGCGUGAAGGAAGGCAAGGUGUUGGCGAAGAACGGCAAACCGGUGCCGCAUUGCACGCUGGCCGCGGACGGCUCGUACGUGAAGGAGGGUCUCGUAUUCGGCCCGGACGCGAAACCGCUGACAGAGGGAUCGUACGGUAUCGACAACGCCUACGUGGUCGCCGGUGUGGUGUGCAACGAGGAGGGCAAGCCUCUCCAGCAGAUCGCGCUGGUGCCCGACGACACGUUCAUCUGCGACGGGCUGAUCCACGGGGCGGACGGACGGCCGCUCAGCACCGGGAAACUCGGCCUCGACGGCCACUACGUCGCCGAGGGGAAGGUCUACUCGAAGGACGGCAAGCCGAUCAAGCACGAGUCCUUCAGCUCGGACGGCUCCAGCGCGAAGGACGGUGUGAUCUACUCGAAGGACGGCAAGUUCCUGACUCAAGGCUCUCUGCUGCCGACCGGUGCCCACCUGAAGGACGGCAAGGUGGUCGGUAAGGACGGCAAGCCCGUGAAACACGCGUAUUACAAGCCGGACGGCAGCUUCGUGAAGGACGGCGUGAUACACGCGAGAGACGGCAGGCCGUUGAGCCAGAUCCCGCUGAUAGCAGACGGCAGCUCUAUCCAGGAGGGAGUGCUGUACGACCGAGACGAUAAGCCACUGUGCCAGGGCCUCUUCAAGCCGGACGAUCUCGUGAUCAAAGAGGGACUCGUGUACAACGCCGACGGCACGGUGCUGUCGAACGCGACCCUCGGCCCCGACGGUCAUCUGCUGAAAGACGGCGUGGUCGUCGGCAAGGACGGCAAGCCGCUGAAGCAGGAGUCGUUCGGCUCGAACGGCAGCUGCAUCAAGAAGGGCGUGGUGCACGCGAAGAACGGCAAGCCGCUCAACCAGGACUCCCUGGUGCCGGAGGGCGCCACCAUCCGGGACGGCAAGGUGUACGGUAAGGACGGCAAGUUGCUCAAGUUCUCGUUCUUCAAGCCGGACGGAAGCUACGUGAAGGACGGCCUCGUCUACGGCGGCGACAACAAGCCGUUGAACCUGAACGCUGCCUUGCCGACCGACUGCUUCAUCGCGAACGGCGUGAUAUUCGAUCACUCGGGCCAGCCUCUGAGUCGGGCGACCUUCGGCUCCGACGGCUCGUACGUCGCCGGUGGGCUGAUCCACGGCAAGGACGGCAGGAUCGUGCCGCAGGGCGUGUUCGGCCCGGACGGCAACACCGUGCGGAACGGCCUGAUCAUCGGCAGAGACGGCAAGCCGCUCACGCAGGACGACAAGGGCCCGGACAACCUAGCGGUGAGCAACGGCAAGAUCGUGGACGACGCGGGCAACCCGCGGAACCUGCCGUCCUUGGUGCCGGAGGGCUGCUACAUACAGGACGGGCUGGUGUACGACAAGAACGGACAGCUGCUGAAGCAGGGCGCGUUCAAGCUGGACGGCUGCUACAUCCGCGACGGCCUCGUGCACGGCUGGGGCGGCCAGCUGCUGAACGCCGGCUCCGAGCUGCCGAUCGGCAGCUACGUCGAGAACGGCAGGAUCUACGGCAGGGACAAGAAGCCGCUGAAUCACGCGGCCUUCGGCACCGAGGGCGGCUACGUCGAGAACGGUCUGAUCCACGGCAAGGACAAGAAGCCGCUCGGCCACGGCGUAUUCGGCAAGGAUGGCAGCUACAUACAGAACGGCCUGCUGUACGGGCCGCACGGCAAGCCGCUCAACAAGAGGCAGACCGUCGUCACCGUCACGAAGGUGCGCUACGGCUUGGUGUGCGGCGACGACGGCAAGCCCCUGAGGUCGGGUUACUUCGACGACGAGGGCAACGUCGUGCGAGACGGCAGGAUCUACGAUCCGACCGGCGAGCGUCUCAAUCGGAACAUCUACGACGGCGGCUUCAUCAAGGACGGCCUGAUCUACGGGCGCAACGGGAAGCCAUUGUCCCAGGGCGUCCUGCCGCCCGAGAGCAGCUUCGUCAAGAACGGCAAAGUCUACGACGCGAAUGACCAGCUUCUGACCGCGGAGGCCUUCGGGCCGGAAGGCCUCAGAAUCGUGCAGGGCGUCGUGGUGGACAAGACCGGCAAGCCGGUGAAACAGGCCGACUUCGACGGGGAAGGGAACGUGGUGAAGGACGGCGUCAUCGUCUGCGCGGCCAAUGGGAAGCCGCUCGACAAGUACUUCACGACCAUCACGAUCGCGAUGGUGCGCCGCGGGCUGGUGUGCGACAAGGACGGCCGGGCGAUCGCGCGGGCGCCGUUCGGCAACGACGGCGGCUACGUCCGGGACGGCAAGAUCUACGACAAGCAUGGCAAGCCGUACAAUCAGGAACUGUUCCUCGAGGACGGCUCGUACGUGAAGGACGGCGUGAUCUUGGGUAACAACGGUCAGCCGGUGGAGAGCGCGAGCUUACCGAAGGAUCUGCAGGAAUCGCCGUCGAAGUCCGUGACGAAGCUGAAGAGGCCGCCGGUGCCGGCGACGAUACCGACGAUCGUGAAGACGACUACCAAGCAGUCGGUGGUGAAGGAUCAGGAGGGCGUGACGCAGAAUAUUCAGGAAAAGAUCGAGGACCUCACGCCGGGCGGCACAGGCCAGGUCACGGUCUCCACUCACGUCAACAAGGCAGAGGCACCGGAUGACGGUAGAGCUCCAUACAUGACAGCGACGGCUGUCACCACGCGCACAGCUACCAUGCACGAGGACCUCGAAAAGAACCAGAAGACGAGUCAGGUAGAGGAAAAGACUGUAGCGCACACGACCGCGACCAGCGCGACGAGGCAGGAGCAGCGAGUGGUGACGCAGGAAGUUCGAACCACGAGCCACGUGCUUUCCGGCGAGCAGCUGUUCUCACGAAGACUAAGUACGUCGAGCUCGAGCAGCGGAGAUUCAGGCACACCGAUCGAUCUCGACGAUGACCAGCAAGCCUUCUACAAUCAAUAUUAUCAGGGAGACCCAGCGGGUGUGAUCGCGACUGAAAAGCACGUUUACACGGGCGAACCGGACAGUAACGUGACAACGACGACCACGGUACCUGUAGUGGCGACCGAGACGAGGAAAGUAGCUCUCGAGAGCGAAGACGGUAACUAUAGCGCCACAGGAGAGAUCGUCAGCACACAGACCAUAUCUAGUAAAACCCGUACUGUCGAGACUAUCACGUACAAAACCGAGAAGGACGGCGUAGUCGAGACACGAGUGGAACAGAAGAUCACAAUACAAUCGGAUGGCGAUCCGAUCGACCACGACCGAGCUUUGGCGGAGGCAAUACAAGAAGCUACCGCCAUGAAUCCGGACAUGACGGUGGAGAAAAUAGAGAUACAGCAGCAAACGGCGCAGUAAUGGUUUCAUUAAAAGAAAAAAAAACAGAGGGGGAAGAAGAAAACUAUUUAACGCAUACACAUUAACAAGAAAGGGCACUCUUGGUCUGAAAAGAAAAAAAAAUACAGACAACACGCGAAGGUAUCGUAAUCUUAGAAACUGAUCUUAGGGAAAAGAGAAUUGGUAUUUACACUACGUAUUAUAUACAUGUAUAUUGUGCACGCACCUCGUCGUAUGCGUGAUAUAUAAAAAAAAAAACAACAACAAAGUCAGACUGAAGUAUAUACGCUAACGUCAAUAAGUCUAUAAAUAUUCCUUAUCGGGUUAAUAUAUUGAAGCAAGAAACAAUAUUAAGCUUUAUAUACCUUUCCCCCCCUCCUCAUAAGGGUCGGGAAAAUUUUCGCUUACGGCUUGCCGCGACGACUCGAGCUUAAACUCGAUUGAAAAUCGAGUUUCUGAUAGACAGAACGAACGACGAAGCAUCGACAGGAUCUUUUCAAUGAAGAGAAUGGUACCUCGUACUAUAAAACUAUACAGUGUUCAUAUUGAAAUGAUUAAGAAAGUGUGUAUUUACAUGUACGAGAAAUAAAACGGGAGAAAGAGAGAGGGAGAGAGAACAUAAAUAAAACAUUAUACAUAUAAUGUAUACAUAGCCACGUGUAUGUGUAUAUAAACGAACGAAUAAGUUAUUUAUAGUUACGGCGAUAACUAUAGAUAAUGAAAGACGGGGUGCCCUGCAACUUAAAGUUUCGAUAAUGAAUAUUUCAUAGCGUAAAGAGGAGGAGGAGGUGGUUCAUAGUCAUACACAGAGAGUAUCCGAUUGCGAUGCAACAAUUAUUUGGAAUUUUGCAGUCGGGUAUAAUUGUCGGAGACGUUUCAGAUCGAGAUAUCAAUGUCGAGAUGUCCAUAUAGUCAACCAAGCCUACCGGAAGCAUGUUCGCCCUCGAUCUAUCUGAACUCUCUAUCCUGGGUAUCGAUCACGUAACUUUUCCCUAAGACGGCAACGUGAAAAGUGAACAUUCCAAGUGUCUUCAAAUUAAAAA